AUGUACGUCUCUGAUGGCUACGGACAGUCGCGGGUGCACCGAAUGACUGCCGAUGGCGAGGUUAUCGUUUCAUGGGGGGCACCCGGCACGGGACCUGGAGAAUUUAACCUCCCGCACGAUGUUACCGUCGACCAUAAUGACCUCGUUUAUAUUCUCGAUCGUGGGAACCUUCGCUGUCAAAUUUUUAACAACAACGGCGAAUACUUGACUGAGUGGACAGACCUCCGUUCCCCGAACGAUCUCUUCAUUGAUAGUGAUAACAUCAUUCACAUCGCUGAAGGUGGGCAGCGCAUCAGCAUUAUGACGCUUGAGGGUGAAGUCAUCGGACGGUGGGGUGAGAAGGGAGAUGCUCCCGGACAAUUCAGUGAUUCCCCGCACGGCAUCUGGAUCGAUUCAAACGGGAACAUCUAUGUCAGUGAAGUCGUUGCUGACAGGCGUUUCCAGAAAUUUGCAAGGGUUUAG
This is a messenger RNA of Geodia barretti, 462 nucleotides long. NCBI's taxonomy places the organism in Eukaryota, Metazoa, Porifera, Demospongiae, Tetractinellida, Geodiidae. The record is from the annotation of a GenBank genome assembly.